Messenger RNA from Episyrphus balteatus (marmalade hoverfly), 2205 nucleotides. Its product is annotated as UBX domain-containing protein 7. The record is from RefSeq and is a predicted model, not a curated record. Lineage: Eukaryota; Metazoa; Arthropoda; Insecta; Diptera; Syrphidae. Gene Ontology annotation, biological process: proteasome-mediated ubiquitin-dependent protein catabolic process. The coding region runs from base 330 to 1862 and encodes 510 amino acids. Gene Ontology annotation, cellular component: nucleus. Gene Ontology annotation, molecular function: ubiquitin binding. The transcript is spliced from 6 exons.
CAUAACGCCCGUCAAAACUCUGCUGUUCUUUCUGAACUAAUUGUUUGACAGUUUCUAAACUUUCAAUAAAUUAAAACUUUGUAUUUAUUUCAAAAUUAAAUAAAUUAAACUCUCGUGUUAUUUUAUUUAAUGAAAGCGAAAUAAACUCACUGAAAGAAAACAUCAACAAGUUGAUUAAAAAGCCAUCUAUAGAAGUUUUAGCUACUAAAACGAACUACAAGCCAAGCAAUGAAAUAAAGUGUACCUGUAGACAGAACAGAACACAGAAGAAAAAAAAUAAAAUUCAGGACUAAAACGUCUGAUAAGUUAAGAUUAAAUAAACAUCCAAAAUGUCUUCAGUAGACUUAGCAGCAUGCGUUAUGGAAGUAACAGGUAGUACACGGCAAGUUGCUUUAAGCCUUUUAGCUGCGUGUGCUAAUGAUGUCCAAGCUGCCGUAAAUCUUUUUCUUGCAAACGAAGAAGAAAGCGGUGAAGUAGAUGUGGAAUCAGUUGCCGACAUUGUUGCCCCAGGCGAAGAUGAAGUUCGUGCACCUAUAGCGCCCAAACGUGAACAAUUGAUUGGUCCCGAUGACGAUAACUUUCGGCAUGCAUCUCAAACAACAGGGGCAAAAGGUAGAUCGCUUCCACGAAUAAAAGUUUGUCCAUUACGUGACUUUGCUCGUGAAGGUAGUUUAAUGGAAGAAAGUCUUGCCGGUUCAGAUGCAAUAAUGCUUCCGUCAGUUCUAAAUGAUCGACCAACCAGAUCGAGUAAGUCAACUCGAGCACUAGAGAUGUCCAGACGAGCUCGUUCUUCGACAUCUACUAGUUCUUCCUCAAAUUCUUCAGUGGGCCGAUUAGGAUUAGGAGAUCUUUUUCGCCCGCCUACAGACUUAACUGUUGCUGGAACAUUUCAGUAUGCCCGCACUAAAGCAACUAGUAUAAAACGUUGGCUACUGGUCAAUGUACAGAGUGAUAACUUUAAUUCACAAUUAUUAAAUCGUGAUGUUUGGUCUCAGAUCAAAGUGCGUGAUUUGAUAAAAACCAAUUUUCUUCUUUGGCAGGUGUCAUCUGAUACAUCAGAAGGAGCUCGUUUUUCCACAUUCUACCACUGCAACGAAACUCCUUACAUUUCUAUAAUUGAUCCCAGAACUGGAGAAGAACUAUGGAAAACUGAACAUCCAAAUAAAAUCGAUUUCUUAGAAUCAUUGCAAGUUUUCCUCAGUGAACAUGCAUCAGAAGGAUUUUUCCAAAGUGAUUCAACCAAACCAGGCCCAUCUUCGUCCAUGCAAUCGAAUACUGAAAAAUCUCUUACGAGAACAGUGUCAUCAGCACUUCACCGAAAGCGAACACUAUCUAACGAUCACGCAACAGAACUUUCAGAAGAAGAACAGAUUAUGCUAGCUGUGCGAAAUUCUCUUCAAGAAAAUGGAUUUGCAAAUAAUUCAUCCAAGAAAUCUAAAACAGUUUCUGAGGACGAAGAAGAAGCCUUUCAGGAAAUUUCGGAUAGUGACGAUGAUUCACAAAACACUCCCGUUAAGUAUAACGGAAUUAACACUCAAGAUUUAAACAAAAAUGAGAAAGUCAUCACUGAAUUGCAUACUGCAUAUCUUGGAGCAUCAACUGAUGAAAUAACAACUCUUAAGAUACGCUUAGUGAACGCAGGCGUUGAUGAGAGCGUUACCAUAAAAUGGCCAUCAGAUACUAAGCUACGUGCACUUCAACUCUAUAUUUCAGAACAUUUUCCAACGGUCAAUGAGAAAUUCAAAUUAAUCUCGCCAUUCCCUCGAAAAAUUGUUGACCUUGACGAGGAAAACUUAAUGCAAACAUUAAAAGAUGCAAACCUUCAUCCAUCGUCUACUUUACAUGUGCACCUAGAUGACUGAAUUAUUCAUACAUACUUGUCAAAAUAAAUCACUAUAUUGUUUGUUUUAGUUAAAAAAUUAAGUUUUUAUAACACCAAUUUUAUUUAUGAUUAUUAUUAAUUUUAAAAUGAUAAGUAAGAAUUUCGAUUGAUUGGUUGCAACCAAUUACGGCUCUACUGCUUUUUGAAUUAAAUUAAUUUACAGACGAUGUAAAUUCCAGUAGAAUUUGUUGCAUAUUAUUUAUUUUGUUAUUUUUGCUUAUUCACCUUUCCUCUAAAACAAAUAAGUUGAUUACCUCUAUAUAAGAUGAAAUCCUUUGCUGUUAUAAACUUAAAUAAAAAUUCUAUUGUGACUAUUAUAAAAA